This is a messenger RNA of Aspergillus caelatus, 1730 nucleotides long. RefSeq names its product CDC50/LEM3 family protein. Gene Ontology annotation, cellular component: endoplasmic reticulum; Golgi apparatus; plasma membrane. Lineage: Eukaryota; Fungi; Ascomycota; Eurotiomycetes; Eurotiales; Aspergillaceae. The record is from RefSeq and is a predicted model, not a curated record. Bases 282 to 1499 code for a protein of 405 amino acids. The transcript has 6 exons.
UAUUAAUCGAUUAUUCACGUGACACACUCCAAGAUGCUGUUUUUAUCACUACUGUCCAUAGAGAAUUCAAAUGCGGUAAGCGGAUGCGACGCCCAGCAAACUAACUACGUACGCAAUCCCCGUUACUUCCGGUCCGCGCCACAUGUGGUAAAGUCCGACCUCUAUUGUUUCGUGCAUCUGUUCCUUUACCGUCUCCAUCCUGGCAUCUGAUUUAUAUAGUUAAGCCUUCAGUCUUCCUUUGUGUUACGCGCUUGAACCGGUGAGGAAGCCUCCAAACGAUAAUGUCUCAUACCGAGGCCGCUCGUACAGAUUCCUUGGGUGAACAGGAAACUCGGGGUGAUGUGGAGAGCGAUAAAAAGGCCAAAAACAGACGACCUGCAAAUACUGCUUUUCGGCAACAGCGCUUGAAAGCCUGGCAGCCUAUCUUGACACCAAGGAGUGUGCUGCCUUUGUUUUUCGUCGUUGGUGUCAUUUUUGCACCCAUUGGGGGCCUUCUCUUAUGGGCAAGCUCUGAGGUACAGGAAAUUGUGAUAGACUACUCUGAAUGUGCUGAUAAAGCACAACGGACCCCCGUCCCGAUCCCAGACAAAGUCCAAUCGUCUUUCAAAUCUUCCAAUCAGCAGCCCAAUCCGACUUGGAUGAAAUAUAGAGAUGAACAGACGAAUGAGACCAUUUGUCGCUUGAGUUUCAAGAUCCCAGAGAGCAUUGAACCUCCUGUGUUUAUGUAUUAUCGUCUGACAAAUUUUUACCAAAACCAUCGGCGAUACGUCAAAUCGCUAGACAUAGACCAACUUAAAGGAAAGGCAGUCGACAAUAAAACUAUUGAUGGCGGUUCAUGUGACCCCCUCAAGCUUGAUGACAACGGCAAGGCAUACUAUCCAUGUGGACUUAUCGCCAACUCUAUGUUCAAUGAUACCAUCAAAAGUCCCGAGCUCUUGAACGAUGGAAACGACGAUGAUCCUGUAGUAUACGUCAUGACUAACAAGGGCAUCGCAUGGGAUAGCGAUAAAGAACUUAUUAAGACCACGCAGUACAAACCAGGACAGGUUGUCCCUCCCCCGAACUGGCAGGCCCGCUAUCCGCAUAAUUAUACCACCGAGAUUCCUGACCUUCACGAUAAUGAGGAAUUCAUGGUUUGGAUGAGGACAGCUGCAUUACCCAACUUCAGCAAACUGUCCCGGAGGAAUGACACCACGGCAAUGUCACCAGGCACUUACCAAUUGGAUAUCGCAGACCACUUUCCUGUUACAGAAUAUGGGGGAACAAAGUCAAUACUCAUAUCUUCUCGGACCGUUAUCGGUGGGCAGAACCCUUUCAUGGGUAUCGCGUAUGUCGUUGUUGGCGGUCUAUGCGUCCUUCUUGGUGCGCUUUUCACUAUUGCUCACCUAGUGCGGCCUAGGAAGCUUGGAGAUCACACAUACUUGACCUGGAAUAACGAGCAGGAAAGUAGCGCCACAGCAACCGGGAGAGAUAAUAGGUUUGGGCCGAAUACCCAUUAAAUGAUACUCUCUUUCCAACCACCCCACCGUGCGUUAUUGUACACCGUUGAAUGCUCAUCAAGUUGGCCAAUCUGCAUGGUUCCUUCUAUGGUUCUUGCCAAACCAUGCAUCAUAGUUCGAGGCAUCUGCGGCUGGAGUUCUGGUGUCUGUUAGUUUAAGCGGCCCUUCUCUUGCUUAACUGUUAGUAUGACUGUUUUUGUUGCUACGCUAGUGUCAUCUGGAUUGGGUGCG